UCUUCUCCUGCGCAUGAAGUCACUACUGCUCUCUCUCCACUACAUCUUGAUGAAGAGGUGUUGGAGGACUGGAAGGUGCCGAAUAUAGAGGCUGACACUCAAGAGAAGGUAAGCGAGAAGGAGGAGGAGAAGGAAGGGGAGGAAGAGGAGAAGGAGGAGGAGGAGGAGAAGGAAGGGGAGGAAGAGAAGGAGGAGGAGGAGGAGAAAGAAUCGUCCUUCCAACCUCGCAGCCUCCGUUUGCGACUGAGUCGUCAGGGUGAUGGACACCUUUCUGUGGUGCCUGAGCCUUCUCCCUCCGUCGCUGUUGUUACCUCCACUCCUUCUACCCCACCACUGCGGCUGCGUCUCUCCCUCGCUUCUGCCAAGAUGCCGAAGAAUCAGUGGUCUGUAGAGAUUCUUGAUGAGGCCUUUCCUGACAUUAAACCAAACCAGGUUCAGUCGCCUAGGAAGAGACUACGCUCUUCCAAGUAUGUCGUAGUCUUUUUUACUCUACCUAAUUUGCAUCAUCGCAAGCGAAUUCCAUUUCGCCUAGUAUCUCUGCGUUUGCGCACAGUAGGACGAUGA
Hydatigera taeniaeformis is the source of this 564-nucleotide messenger RNA. Lineage: Eukaryota; Metazoa; Platyhelminthes; Cestoda; Cyclophyllidea; Taeniidae. The record is from the annotation of a GenBank genome assembly.